Molecule: messenger RNA, 2631 nt
Organism: Brassica oleracea var. oleracea
Lineage: Eukaryota; Viridiplantae; Streptophyta; Magnoliopsida; Brassicales; Brassicaceae
Product: carboxy-terminal kinesin 2-like
Exons: 12
Coding region: 133-2463 (776 amino acids)
Biological process (GO): microtubule-based movement
Molecular function (GO): microtubule motor activity; microtubule binding; ATP binding
Source: RefSeq, a predicted model, not a curated record
UUCAAAUUCCCCCUUUGACCUACCUACACUCCUCGCUCUCUCUCUCUCUCUCUCUCUCGUCUCAAUCUCUUUCACUCGAUUCUCUCUUUUGCUCUCGAUCUUGUUUCUUUGGGUUCGUCACGCAAAUCCGCCAUGGAAGAUCAACAUUCACAAAUCUGCUACGACGGUGUCUCGCCGUGUGAAUCGAAGGGAUACUCUGCUGACAAUCACGAUCCCGAUGCUGUGGAAGAAAGUGAGGAUACUGUUACAAGUGGGAGCCGAGAAGUUUCUCCAGCAGGUGGACCAACGCUUCCAAUUCUGCAGAAGAUUGUUGAUUUGAGUAGCAAAAUCAAGAUCUUGAAGGAGGAACAUGCGUUGGUAUCCAACCAAGUAAAAGAAAUCAAGAAUUGUUCUUUCGUUGAACCUGAAAUGUCAAAGGCUCUCCAGCUCUUGAAUACUGAGCUUGAAACUCUGAAAAGGCAGUACUUGGAAGAGUCGUCAGAGAGGAAGCGGUUAUACAAUGAAAAUAUAGAACUCAAGGGAAAUAUCAGGGUCUUUUGCAGAUGCAGGCCUCUUAACCAAGCUGAAGUAGGAAAUGGCUGUGCUUCUGUAGUUGAGUUUGAUGCCUCCCAUGACAACGAGCUUCAAAUACUUUCAACCGAUUCCUCCAAGAAGCAUUUUAAGUUUGACCAUGUGUUUAAGCCUGAGGAUAGCCAAGAGACUGUUUUUGCACAGACAAAACCUAUAGUUACUUCCGUGCUGGAUGGUUACAAUGUCUGCAUAUUUGCCUAUGGCCAAACUGGAACUGGAAAGACAUUUACCAUGGAGGGAACGCCAGAGAAUAGAGGAGUGAACUACAGGACAUUAGAAGAAUUGUUUCGCUCUUCAGAGAGUAGAAGCCGUCUCAUGAAGUUUGAGCUAUCUGUUAGCAUGUUGGAGGUUUACAAUGAGAAGAUAAGGGACCUCUUGGUUGAUAACUCAAACCAUCCUCCUAAAAAGUUGGAAGUUAAGCAAUCAGCAGAAGGAACACAAGAAGUCCCUGGAUUAAUCGAAGCACAAGUUUUCAACACAGAUGAAGUGUGGGAUCUGCUCAAGAGAGGAUAUUCUGUUAGAUCUGUGGGAUCAACAGCUGCAAACGAGCAAAGCAGCCGCUCUCAUUGCUUGUUGCGAGUGACAGUGAAGGGAGAGAAUCUCAUCAAUGGCCAGAAAACCAGAAGCCAUCUUUGGCUGGUGGACUUGGCUGGAAGUGAGCGAGUAGGAAAGGUAGAAACUGAAGGAGAAAGGCUGAAAGAAUCUCAGUUUAUCAAUAAGUCGCUUUCCGCACUCGGUGAUGUUAUCGCCGCACUUGCAUCAAAAACAAGCCACAUUCCUUACAGAAACUCAAAGCUCACUCAUAUGCUACAAAACUCUUUGGGUGGAGAUUGCAAAACAUUAAUGUUUGUUCAGAUUAGCCCGAGUUCUGCUGAUCAAGGAGAGACGCUUUGCUCAUUAAACUUCGCAAGCAGAGUUCGCGGAAUCGAAAGUGGACCUGCCCGGAAACAGACGGACGUGUCUGAACUCCUCAAGCUAAAACAAAUGACUGAGAAGCUGAAACAAGAGGAAAAAGAAACGAAGAAGUUGCAGGACAAUGUGCAAUCACUACAGCUACGCCUCACUGCUAGAGAGCACAUAUGCAAAGGACUUCAAGAUAAGGUUCGUGAUCUGGAAUUUCAAUUAGCAGAAGAAAGGAAAACCAGAAUCAAGCUGGAGACACGAGCUCUAGCCACUGCAUCAUCAACAACAACAUCUAGACAACCGAGAGAGGCACUACCGACGAUCACAGAGAAAAAGCCACCUUUGGCUCCAACAAGAUCAAUGAGAAUGCCACUCAGAAGAAUCACGAACUUCAUGCCCCAACAACCCUCUCAGGGACCUCCUCCUGCCAAGAGAUUCUCAGACGCAAAUCACGCAACAAGCAAAGAGAAUAACAAUGGUAACAAUAACAGCCUCAGAAGAUCAUCAUCAGUGGACAUCAAUGCACUAAUGAAACCAAGAAGAAGCUCCAUCGCAUUCAGACCAGCUCCUCCUCCACUAGCCAUUGCAACAGGUAAUAAUAAAACACUCCAGCCGAGAAGGAGAGUCUCUAUUGCAACACUGAGACCAGAACCAUCAUCGUCUUACAUGAUGAACAUGUCCACUCCAUCACGCGCUCCUUCUAUUUCUUCAUUCCGUGGUGGUAACCCGAGGAAGGCGAGAUACUCUAAUCUCUUCACUCCGGAUCGCAAUCUGGUGACUCCUAAUGCAAUGAAAAGCAGCAGCAGAUUCAACAAGAGCCCUGUUGUAGGAGGAGGAGGCAGCGCGUGGAAGCCGACCCAUCCCACGGUGGUUGCAUUGCAGAAGAAGGCUGUGGUGUGGAGUCCGCUUAAGUUCAGGAACAGAAGACCAUCUUUCAUACCGAGGCGAGCUUCUUCUGCUGCCACCGAUUUGGUCCGGAGGGAACAAUAGUGGUCUUUUGUUCACUGUCUUUGUGAAAGUGUUUGGUCUAUUACAUUCAGGCUGUCUGUUAAAAUAGGAUCUCGGUUGCUUUUUUUUCAAAAUUGCUUUCAUUCGAAGUGUUAACUACAACUCUAUUGAGACCUUUUGUGCUAUGGCUAUAUAUAUAUGUGAUGAAUU